Molecule: messenger RNA, 3265 nt
Organism: Lates calcarifer (barramundi perch)
Lineage: Eukaryota; Metazoa; Chordata; Actinopteri; Centropomidae
Gene: grna
Product: granulin a
Cellular component (GO): extracellular region
Source: RefSeq, a predicted model, not a curated record
CAGGGAAACUGGGAUCCACCUUCUCUCUGUCUCUCUCUCUCUCUCUCUCUCUCUUUGGGGGCGUGUUCAAGACUCUGCAUGACUAUCCUUUGAGAUAUUCUGUUGUGAGACACUUGUGAAACACCUGACGACUCACAACAGCGCUUCAGUCUUUUAUACCAAGAUGCAGAGGUGGGUUGUGAUCUGUUGGGCUCUCCUGGCCCUGGUUGGUGCUGAAGAGUGUCCGGAUGGAGGGCGAUGUGAAGACGGUCAAACCUGCUGCAACGACCCAGAAAACGGCUAUGAAUGUUGCCCAUUUGAUCAGGCUGAGUGCUGUGAGGAUCACACACACUGCUGUCCAGCUGGUACAAUCUGCGAUACAGCCAAAUCCAGCUGUGUGAACGACACUGUGUCCAUCCCCUGGGCGGAAAGAACUUCUGCUGAGCAGCCUAGAUUGAAAUCCUUCAGGAUGAUCAAGUCGUACAUGGGUGAGGAGGAUGACAACAUCUGUCCUGAUCAGUCACGAUGCCCACCUGAGUUUUCCUGCCUGAGGACCUUGACGAAGUUUGGCUGCUGUCCUCUAGCCCAGGGAGUUUCCUGCUCUGAUGGCAAACACUGCUGUCCUGAAGGCCACCUGUGCAGUGAAGACAGCCGGUCCUGCAUCAAAACAGAGCUCACGACGACGGUUCUGUGCAGCGAUGGAGUGUCAGAGUGUCCAGAACAAACCACCUGCUGCGAAACCCCAGAGGGAAAGUGGGGAUGCUGCCCGAUGCCGAAGGCCGUGUGCUGCGAGGACAAGCUGCACUGCUGCCCUGAAGGGAGCACAUGUGAUGUCGAAGAGUCCAAAUGUAUUUCCUCAUCCACCAAAAAGGAGACGCCGAUGUGGGCCAAACUUCCCGCCAGAAUAAGAGCGGAGUGGGAGAGCAAGAAAGAGGCCGAACAAGUGUCUGCAGAGACGGCUAACGAUGGCGGAUCAGAAAAAGCCCCAGAGGUCACCACAGCGAAUACAGUUCCUCCUACACAGCAGGAAGCAUCUGUCACCGAGGCUGCUGGAGGUAACAACGUCCCCUGCAACGAUACAGUCGCCUGUGAAGACGGCAGCACAUGCUGCAAGACCACAGAAGGCAACUGGGCCUGCUGUCCUCUACCAGAGGCGGUUUGUUGUGAUGACCAUCUACACUGCUGCCCCAAAGGUAAGAAAUGCAACCUGGCUGCUCAGACCUGCGAUGACGACACAUGCUCCGUGCCCUGGUUCAAGAAGAUCCCAGCGAUCACCAAACAGGAAGUACAGGUGGGGGACGUCACAUGCGACUCUACCAAAAGUUGUCCAGAUGGAAGCACGUGCUGUAAAAACGCAGAGGGCGAAUGGGCCUGCUGUCCUCUACCAGAGGCUGUGUGCUGUGACGACCACAUUCACUGCUGCCCGAAAGGGAAGAAAUGUAACCUCGCUGCCCAGACCUGCGAGGACCCGGGAAGCUCCGUGCCGUGGGUGGAGAAGAUCCCAGCGAUCACCAAACAGGAAGUACGGGUGGGGGACGUCACAUGCGACUCUACCAAAAGCUGUCCCGAUGGAAGCACGUGCUGUAAAAACAAGGAGGGCAAGUGGGCCUGCUGUCCUCUACCAGAGGCGGUCUGCUGUGACGACCACGAACACUGCUGUCCUACUGGCACCACCUGCGACCUGGCCACCCUGUCCUGUAACGGCGCCUCAGGCUCAACGCCCAUGAUGCAGAAGAUUCCUGCGUUUUCCACGCCGGCUCUCACCACCGAGGCUGCUACAACCCAACCUCUGACUACAACCGUGACGCCAACACAGGCGACGGAUGAGGAGGAGGAGGAGAGUAAAGAUGAAGAGGGCAGGGUUCAGUGUGACCCCCACACCAGCUGCCCUGACUCCACCACCUGCUGCUUCAUGGCCUCGUCUCAAAAGUGGGGAUGUUGCCCGCUGCCAGACGCGGUGUGCUGUGCUGACGGAGCCCACUGCUGCCCCACCCAUUACAAAUGCAACGAGGAGCAGACGGCCUGCAUCAAGGGAGAAGUGGUGAUCCCGUGGUACACGAAGCUCCCGGCCUCCACCACCAGCGUCGAGGCCGAACCCGGCUCGGCGCGGUGCGACGGGAUGAACCAGUGUCCCGAACACACCAGCUGCUGCCGGCUCUUCACGGGCGAGUGGGGCUGCUGCCCGCUGCAAAAUGCGGUGUGCUGCCCAGACCAGGAGCACUGCUGUCCUCAGGGCUACACCUGUAACAUCGCCUCCCGCUCCUGUCAGAAGCUCAUCAUGCUGCAGCUGGAGACCAUCCCGCUGACGCAGGUGUACCUGCCUGAGCACCAGCUCCAGCCCAGGCCCGUAACGCACAGAGACGUCCAGUGCGACGACACGACCAGCUGCAAAGACGGAGAAACCUGCUGCAGGACGUCGCCCAGCACGUGGGGCUGCUGUCCUUCUCCUAACGCGGUGUGCUGCAGCGACAUGAAGCACUGCUGUCCCACAGGCUACACCUGCACCGAAGGAGGCAGCUGCACCCAGAACACCGGGCUCCACUGGCACAACUGGCAGGUGUUCCUCGCCAACAAAAAGAGAGCUCUGGUCGUGUGAAAACACGACCGCCCACUACCAGCCCAGCCCUCGUACUGUCAUUUAGUUCAGCACGCAAUGCACUAAUGGAAGAUGAAAAGGGAUUUUAUGAUAAUUUUUAAACGCUUUGUAUCGUAGAGCAGGAAAAAAUGGUGAAGGGGAAAGUGAAUUGAACUUGGAGUUGUAAGUUUCUAUCUAGAAGAAUCUACUUAAUGUUCACAGGUGUGUUUAACUUGUUUUAAAAACAAGUCGGAUCCUUGUUAUUCCAAGUACACAGUUUCCUACUUGAAACUCUACUCCCUCCAUGAAAUAAUCAACUGAAACACUCCGCAGACGAUGUGAUUUUGUUCUUCUCUGUGACUGUAUGUUCUGCUUCAGCUGCCUGUUAUUGCAAAGUGCGCUCCUCUGUUGAUUUCUAAUGUUGAAUGUGACAAAUGUUAACUGCACGGUGUGAUGAAGGAACAGUCAAAGCUGCUGUCGUGUUGUUUUCUGUUCUCACUCUGUCAUUCUCACACGUUCUUACAUGACACUUUGUUUAUCUGAGGGUUGAGGUCACUUUGUGGCGUCUUCCUGCAGCGAUUUUCAAAUCAGAGGUGUUUUAAUUUUGUGCAUCAUGUGCUUGGUGCAGCUUGAAACCUCCUGAGGAAUCUGAGAGGUUUCUACAUUUUCCAUAAAACCAAUAAACAAUAAAGAUACCAUGUUACAACAUAA